AACAGUUGACUUUGACCUGCCUUCUUGCAUAAAGCCAGAAAUGGUAGCUACAGCAACCCAACUUGUCAUUUGAAAUCCAAUCUAACUGCAAGAAUUAAUAGUUCAGCAAAACCAAAUCCUUAAAAUUGCAACCCAAGAAAAUUUUAUUUCUUUGGAAAUGAAUCUCUCGUUCUUUUACCUUUUGAUGCUAAUUCUUGUCUGCUAUGGAGAGAGUAUUAAUGAAUGCCAAGAAUCAAGAUGUGGAAAAAAUGGCCCAGCCAUUCGAUUUCCUUUCCGGCUCAAGAACAGACAACCGGACCAUUGUGGCCUUCCUGGGUUCGAUGUUUCUUGCACAGAAACAGAAGAUACAUUGAUAGAUCUGCCAAGUUCAGUCAAACUCUACAUCGACAAAAUUGAUUAUGUAUCUCAGGUUAUUUACACAUCAGACCCUAAUAAUUGCCUUCCAAAACAGCUCUUAAACUUCAAUUUGGUUGAUUCUCCUUUCAAAUUCGAAGGAAGCUUCCGAUCUGAUUACGUAUUCUUCAAUUGUUCUUCAAUAGAUAGAAACUUAUACCUGUCUAUGCCUUGUUUGAGUGUUCCUGGUUAUGAUGUCCAUGCCUUUGCUACUGAUUAUCCUGUCGCAAGCCUUGCCCUUACAUCUUGUACAAAGAUGUAUAAUGUUUCUUCAGUUCCUAUGGAUUUCAUUAGCAGAGACAAUGUUCUUAGUUUGAAUUGGUCAAACCCAGCAUGUGGGUCUUGUGAAGCACAAGGCAAGUAUUGUAGAUUGAAGCAGAAUACUAAUUCUAAACCUAAAACUGAAUGCUUUGACAAGCCAAAGCCAUCUAGAAAUAUCGGUAUGAAGUUAAUGGCUGCAGGUAUAGCUUUGGGUGUUUUUCUUCUUGUAUCAGUGGGGUUAGUAUUCUACUGGCUUUACACAUCGGAUAAAGCAGAAAAAGAAAAUCAAAGAAGGGUUCAAAAGUUUCUGGAGGAUUAUAAAACUCUUAAACCCACUAGGUAUUCCUAUUCUGAUAUAAAAAGGAUUACAAAUCAAUUUAAGGACAAACUAGGCCAAGGAGCAUAUGGAACAGUGUUUAAAGGAAAGCUUUCUAAUGAGAUUUUUGUGGCUGUGAAAAUCCUCAACAAUUCAACAGGAAAUGGGGAAGAGUUCAUUAAUGAAGUUGGGACAAUGGCAAGAAUUCGCCAUGUCAAUGUGGUUCGCUUUGUUGGGUAUUGUGCAGAUGGAUUUAGAAGAGCUUUAGUUUAUGAAUACCUACCAAAUGAAUCACUACAGAAGUUCAUAUUUUCCGAUCAUGGAAAGGAUCUUCUUGGCUGGGAGAAGCUUCAAGAUAUUGCACUUGGAAUAGCUGAAGGAAUCGAAUAUCUCCAUCAAGGGUGCGAUCAGCGAAUUCUCCAUUUCGAUAUCAAGCCUCACAAUAUCUUAUUAGAUGACAAUUUCAAUCCAAAGAUUUCUGAUUUUGGUCUUGCCAAGUUAUGCUCUAAAGAUCAGAGCGCCAUUUCGAUGUCUACAGCUCGAGGCACAAUGGGUUACGUUGCACCUGAAGUGUUCUCUAGAAACUUCGGAAAUGUGUCAUACAAAUCAGAUGUUUAUAGUUUUGGAAUGGUGUUACUAGACAUGGUUAAAGGGAAGAAAAACGUAGAGUUCGCAGAUGCUAACCAUGUCUACUUCCCGGAGUGGGUAUACAAGUGUCUGGAUCAAGGAGAAGAGCUAAGAAUCCAGAUUAAAGAAGAAAGUGAUGAACAAAUUGCAAAGAAACUGAUAAUUGUAGGACUUUGGUGUGUACAAUGGCACCCUGUGGAUCGUCUCUCAAUGAAAGCUGUAGUUCAAAUGUUGAAAGGAGAAGGAAACAAGUUAACAAUGCCUCCUAAUCCAUUUGCCUCUGCAGUGUCUAAUGCAAAUGUGACAAGGAGGCAUCUUCACCAAGAUUUAGCAGUCAUACCUGAAGCAGAGGGAUUAGAUGUUCAUACUCUGUAAUUUUUCUUUUAUGGACAAUUACGUUCAAAACAGAUUUCUUUUGAUUUCUGAACCUAUUGGGGGCCUGCAAGAUUACGGCCCAGAUUUAUCCAGUCUAAGUCUCGGCCCAUAUUUUAAAAGAACACGUGAUGGUGAUAUUUAGAGCACAAGAGAGCCCCAGGCCCAUAAUAGACAAAUACUGAUGAUACACAGCCUAGCCCAUCUGUCAAUGGCCUUGUUAAGGGUUUUUUUCUGUUUCUCUUAAUCUCUUAAUAUAUCUUUAGGUUAGGGUUUGUGCAUUUUUUUUUUUUUUUCAACUCUAAAUUCUCGCUUUUUUUUUUUUUUAUUGAAAUGUUAAAUAACUAGCUAAGAGUUUAUUUAA
Messenger RNA from Jatropha curcas, 2333 nucleotides. Its product is annotated as rust resistance kinase Lr10. Gene Ontology annotation, molecular function: protein kinase activity; polysaccharide binding; ATP binding. Lineage: Eukaryota; Viridiplantae; Streptophyta; Magnoliopsida; Malpighiales; Euphorbiaceae. The record is from RefSeq and is a predicted model, not a curated record. Gene Ontology annotation, biological process: protein phosphorylation.